AUGACCUCUAUAAACACUGGGCUGCUCGUCUUUCUUCUAUUAUUCUGUCCUGAUCAAUGGGAUUUCACUGUGAUUACUUAUAUUGGUUUUGCCCAUAAACUCUUUCAUUCCUCGGAUUAUACCCGAAGCGAUGGGCUUCAGGAAAGAGAGACCGAAAUCUACAUGCUGGUCGUCAUCUGGCGUGGCUGGUCUUGUUGCUACUCAUUCCUGCUUCAAGGUACGGCCUCAUGUAUCGUUCCCUUCAAGUUCAUGGGUAUCGGUAUCAUCAAUAUUUUCAUCUUCCCUGUCUCUAGCUUUGAGAAAUCUAGGAUGUCGUUGGUCAAUGUGAGCAGUGUGUCAGCAGAAGCAUAG
Molecule: messenger RNA, 351 nt
Organism: Monascus purpureus
Lineage: Eukaryota; Fungi; Ascomycota; Eurotiomycetes; Eurotiales; Aspergillaceae
Source: the annotation of a GenBank genome assembly